Molecule: messenger RNA, 2097 nt
Organism: Scomber japonicus (chub mackerel)
Lineage: Eukaryota; Metazoa; Chordata; Actinopteri; Scombriformes; Scombridae
Gene: mark4a
Product: MAP/microtubule affinity-regulating kinase 4a
Exons: 18
Coding region: 1-2097 (698 amino acids)
Biological process (GO): microtubule cytoskeleton organization; intracellular signal transduction; protein phosphorylation
Cellular component (GO): cytoplasm
Molecular function (GO): ATP binding; tau-protein kinase activity; protein serine/threonine kinase activity
Source: RefSeq, a predicted model, not a curated record
AUGUCCUCUCGAUCUGCAUUACCGUCUGGAAACGACAGGAGUACUGGAGACCAUCAUGUGUCGCUGGGGGCCAGCCGCUCAGACAAGGCCACCAGCCAGUCCAGCCGCUCGCUGGGUGCCCGGUGCAGGAACUCCAUCGCCUCCUGCUCCGACGAGCAGCCGCACAUUGGCAACUACCGCCUGCUCAAGACCAUCGGCAAGGGAAACUUUGCCAAGGUCAAGCUGGCCCGCCACAUCCUGACGGGAAAGGAGGUUGCAAUAAAAAUAAUUGACAAAACUCAGUUGAACCCAACCAGCCUACAAAAGCUCUUUCGGGAGGUACGAAUAAUGAAAGGCUUAAAUCACCCUAACAUAGUACAGCUGUUCGAGGUGAUUGAGACGGAUAAGACCCUUUACCUAAUCAUGGAGUAUGCCAGUGGAGGUGAAGUGUUUGACUACCUCGUGUCUCAUGGGAGAAUGAAGGAGGUUGAAGCCAGAGCCAAAUUUCGACAGAUUGUUUCCGCUGUCCACUACUGCCACACGAAGAACAUUGUCCACAGAGAUUUGAAGGCGGAGAACCUUCUGCUGGAUGCCGACGCCAACAUCAAGAUUGCCGACUUCGGCUUCAGCAAUGAGUUCACGCUGGGUAACAAGCUGGACACGUUCUGUGGCUCGCCACCCUAUGCUGCCCCCGAGCUUUUCCAGGGCAAGAAGUAUGAUGGGCCUGAGGUGGACGUCUGGAGUCUCGGAGUCAUCCUCUACACGCUGGUCAGCGGCUCGCUGCCCUUUGAUGGGCAGAACCUGAAGGAGCUGAGGGAGCGCGUGCUGAGGGGAAAGUACCGCGUGCCCUUCUAUAUGUCCACAGACUGUGAGGGGAUCCUUCGCCGAUUCCUGGUGCUCAAUCCCUCCAAACGGUGCACCCUGGAGCAAGUCAUGAAGGACAAGUGGAUAAAUUCAGGGUAUGACGGGGAGGAUCUGAAGCCCCAUAUAGAACCUGUUGAAGACUAUAGUGAUCCAGCUCGCAUAGAGGUGAUGGUGGGGAUGGGCUUCACUCCAGAGGAAAUCAAAGACUCUCUGCUCAAUCAGAAAUACAAUGAGGUCACCGCCACCUACUUACUGCUGGGCCGCAAAGGCGACGAUGGCAGUGAGGCUCGCACAGCUAGUAGCCUGUCCCUGGCGAGGGUACGACCUAGCCCCAUCACCAACGGGACCAACAAGCACUCCUCAGCCACUGGCUCCUCCUCCUCCUCCACUUCCUCCUCGCAUAGCAAGACCCAGCGCAGUGCCUCCACCUACCACAGGCAGCGACGACACAGCGACUUCUGCGGGCCUUCCAUGCCCGUCAUGCACCCCAAACGGAGCCCGACCAGCACAGGCGACCGGGAGUUGCGGGAGGGACGAAUGCCUUCACGUAAGGCCAGUUGCAGCGUGAUGGGAAGCCAUAGCCUCCCUCCCUCCAGCCCAAUGGUUAGCAGUGCCAACAACCCCAACAAGUCCGAGAUCCCAGACCGCCGCAAAGACAUGACAGCCACCACGAAUAACAUCCCUGGAAGUGCCAUGACACGCCGGAAUACAUAUGUGUGCACGGAUCGCACGGGCGCUGACAGGCACUCUCUUCUGCAGAACGGCAAAGAUAACAGCUCUCUGAGCCACCGCUUGCCUGCAGCGUCUCCCUCCACGCUCAGCAUCUCUGGGGCCGGAGCUGCCUCCUCCUCUUCCUCUUCGGACCGAUGCCGCCUGACCCGAGGCUCCACAAUCCGCAGCACCUUUCACGGGGGACAGCUGAGGGACCGUGGCCCCCCGGUUUACUCCGCUCCGCCCACUUCACCCACCCUGUCUCAUCAUGACGCCAGCCCGCUGCCCCACGCCCGCACCAGGGCGACCUCCAACCUCUUCACCAAGCUGACCUCCAAACUCACUCGCAGGGUCAACCUUGACCCGUCCAAGCGCCAGGGCUCAAACAAAUCAGUCUCGGGUUGUACUCUUCCACAAGGAUCAAAAACAGUUAGGUCACAAAUGAAUCUGAGGGAAUCAGGAGAUUUGCGGUCACAAGUUGCCAUCUACCUGGGUAUCAAAAAGCGUCCGAGCCCCGGGCCGUCGGACGUGGCUGGGAUCUGA